Anastrepha obliqua is the source of this 1133-nucleotide messenger RNA. RefSeq names its product translation machinery-associated protein 16 homolog. Gene Ontology annotation, cellular component: nucleus. The record is from RefSeq and is a predicted model, not a curated record. The transcript is spliced from 4 exons. NCBI's taxonomy places the organism in Eukaryota, Metazoa, Arthropoda, Insecta, Diptera, Tephritidae. The coding region runs from base 284 to 913 and encodes 209 amino acids.
GUUUUCGGAAGUGAUGGAUAAUUUUCUGUUCCUUCUCUUUGUGAGAGAACCUUCGAUUAUACUCGAUAUUUGGAAUGCUGCCCGGUGGUGCAUAAUUUUGUUAUUGAAUGCGACUAGUUAAUCAUAAAAUGCUACAUGAUUUAGCAAUACGUUGGAAAUAUAAACUAUUUCUAUCAAAAUCAGUUAUUCAUAACAUUAGCUAUCAAAGUAACGGGUAAUAGAUGUCAAGUAGUGGGAAAUAUCUCGUAAGCACAAUGCGUUAACGAAAUCUCAAUCUAUUACAAUGAACUUCAUUAUAUAUGUAUGUGUUCUUACUGCCAAACGAAAACAAACAUUUUACAGCACGUGCAAAUUUCUGGUAAAAAUGACCAACCUCCGGAAGGAACUUGAAAAAUGUAAGCACCCAAACAGUAGGAAAACGAAAGCUUUGAGCCGUAAAGCGCGACGACAGAAUAACAAACACAAAGCGCGCUUGGGUCAUGCAAUCAAAAGCAAUAUAAUGGGAGAGAAACUCUGUUGGUUCUUGGAUCACAUUGAUGAUGAGCGUACCGAACCACUAUCUCCGCAGGAAUUCGAAGAUCUUAUCUCUCUCUAUCUGAAACGUUUUGACGAGGAACUUGCGCAUAUUGCCCUAAAACAGUCCAUCAGCAAAAACCGCUCGAAACAACAUGCAGCUCGGCAGGAUGUUAUCAGAAUUACGCUGGAGAAGGAACGCAAUGAAUAUCAAAGCGGAGGGAUGGAAUUGUUAAACCUUUGUGACCCAGCAAAAUUUAAAUCGCUAAUGGACUGGGAUGGAAGUGCUUUAAGUAUUCAACAUCUUAAACUAGAUCUUGUUUCGCACAACCUGCUACAGCGUUUAAAGAGUGCAGCCUCUCAAAAUAGUAAUGAUUCCAAUUCUGAUGUCAUGUGCUAGCGGGUUCUUCUAAAUCAGAGCAGAUGGAAAAAACUAUACAGAAUUUCCAAUAUAUUCUUGAGGAAUGCCGCCCGAGGGGUAAGUACUUGGUCCAUUGUAAAACGCGAUUGUUUCCGUAAAGUAUACCCGAUUGUCGUCAGAGCGGCACCGGCUAAGAAAAGUUUGAAUUGUAAUUACAUAUUUCUUCCUCUUGUAAAUAAAACUGUAUAAAUCAUUUAAA